Messenger RNA from Onychomys torridus (southern grasshopper mouse), 9104 nucleotides. RefSeq names its product V-set and transmembrane domain containing 2B (gene Vstm2b). The coding region runs from base 1032 to 2087 and encodes 351 amino acids. NCBI's taxonomy places the organism in Eukaryota, Metazoa, Chordata, Mammalia, Rodentia, Cricetidae. The record is from RefSeq and is a predicted model, not a curated record. The transcript is spliced from 6 exons.
AGUGGGGGAUGGGCUGUGAAUGCGACUGUAUAUGCCACCUCUGCCUCCUUCCGCCUGGGGCGGGAGGGGGCUUGGCAAUGGAUACAGAGGGGGCAAUGGCGGGGAAGAGCUUGCGAGGACACAGGGGCCAGCUCUCUCAGGGCAAGAAGACCGCACCCACCCAGAAACCUCCGGAGCCUUGAGUCGUGCAGGGUGCUCACCAUUCCACCCCACCCGCACCGCCUCUGCCGUCACUCACGGCUGCCGCUUGCUGGCUCUCUGGUGCGCUCCGCGCCACAGGCACCUGCUCGCCCAGCGCUGGGCGCUCACUUCCCUCUCUCACACUGCGGACUCCUGGUCUUCACUGUCACCUGGCUUUGCUUCUGGCCGGACACAGCGCUCCGCCCUUCUCGCAGUCUCCUGGCACCCAUCCACCCGCCAUGGCCCGGGUCUGGGCCAAAGAGUGGUGUGGCUCGUGGCCCAAACCUGGGUCUGUGCGCCGCGGUUGAGCGCCCACUCGCCUAGCCGAGAGUCGGGAAGAAACCGGCGGGGGCGGGGGCGGCGGCGGCGGCGGCGGCGGCGGCGGCGGCGGCGGGAGAGCUCGGCGGGAGCCGGAGGAGGUGGCAGUCGGGAGCCCAGCCAGGAGACCGGGAAGCAGAAGCUGGUAGCUCUCAGGCACUCACCCGGUUCUCCAAGGAUGGGUCCUGGCGCAGCCCGGCUAUUGCCCGGCCCGCCGGGCAAAGACUGAACUGCGGACCCCCAAUUUUCCUGUGAACCACCGGGCCGAAGGAGGUACGGACCAAAGGAGCCUCCUGGCCGGACCUCGUCUCCUGUGCCUCCAGAGCAGCGCCCCCCGCCUGACCCGCGCCGGGCUAGCCCUCAAGAAACCGGAUUGAUUGGCGGCCGGCGGCGGCUAGGGGAGGGGGCGCCGUGCAGGGCUAUGGCAGGCUCCGAGGAGUCCUAGCCCGAACUCAAGCCGGAGCCGAGCCCACGCUGCUGCCGCCGCCGCCUCUCCGCGCCGGGCCCCCGCCGCCGCCGCAACCCUGCGGGAGAUGGAACAGCGGAACCGGCUCGGCGCCCUGGGAUACCUGCCACCUCUGCUGCUGCACGGCCUGCUGCUCUUCGUCGCCGACGCUACAUUCACCGAAGUCCCCCAAGAUGUAACCGUACGGGAGGGAGAAGAUAUCGAAAUGCCCUGCGCGUUCCGGGCCAGCGGAGCCACCUCAUACUCGCUGGAGAUUCAGUGGUGGUACCUUAAGGAACCUCCCCGGGAGCUGUUACACGAGCUGGCUCUCAGCGUGCCGGGCGCCCGGAGCAAGGUAACAAAUAAGGAUGCAACUAAAAUCAGCACCGUGCGUGUCCAAGGCAAUGACAUCUCGCACCGCCUUCGGUUGUCUGCUGUACGACUGCAGGACGAAGGAGUUUAUGAGUGUCGAGUGUCGGACUACAGCGACGACGACACUCAGGAACACAAGGCCCAGGCAUUGCUGCGAGUGCUGUCGCGCUUCGCACCGCCCAACAUGCAGGCUGCUGAGGCAGUGUCCCACAUUCAGAGCAGUGGCCCACGUCGACACGGAGUCCCCAAUGUUGUCAGCUCCAGUAACGCAGGCGCUGCUGCCGGUACCACCUCUGAACCCCAGCACAGCAGCUACAAGAACGCACUUCCUGGGAGCCCUCCUGCUGUACCAGAAGUUCCAGAGGCCGCUGCUGCCGCUGCUGCCGCUGCUGCCUCUGCAACCCACACAGCCACUACCACUGCUGCUGCUUCAUCAGCGUCACCGCCAUCAGGGCAGGCUGUCCUUCUGCGCCAGAGGCAAGGAUCCGAGGGAAGAGAGUUGAAGAUGGGGCCCUCAACCAGUUAUGAAAGCACAUGGAGGUUGAUACCCACUUUCUCAGGGGCUAAAGUCUGGGGAGGCAAGGAGCUGAGGUUAGGAAUCGUCAGAAUAGAAGAUCAGAAAAAUGAACUACUGCCUUGUGAGGAUUUAGGAUGCUGGGAAAAAGCUGUAACUACUGUGCCAAGUACCUCUUCUUCUAAGAAGCCCCCCUCUCCAACCAACUCAGAGGGAAACCAUCUCCAAUGCCCACUCCUAGUGUCUGAUUUUAAAUAAUUAAACCCUGCCUGGAUCCCUCUUCUCAGUCUUGUGCAAUGCCUAUUUCCCAUGAAGGGAUCUCUACUGGUAUUACAACCUGUAAGUCAUAUAGCACUGAUGGGUCAGGGCACUGUCUUGCCCCCAGGUUGGCUGGUCUCAAAGUUCAUUUACUGCUGCAAACUAAGAAUGCAGGCUCCUAGACUGUCCUCCUGGAAUCCGAGGGGAUAGGCCUCACAUCACCUUUUAUUCUACCCUAUUGCUAAUCCUUAAGCCCUUGGACAUUUGGAAGCAGCUGUCCAUUCUGAGCAUCAAUUCAGCCUUGUUUCUCCCUCAGUUACUCUUCCUGUGGGAGACUGUACUGUGUCUCCCUCCUCCUAAGGAAACUGCUUUGUAUGUAUGUCCCUCAUGAUAGUCUGUGCUAUGCUUUCCUACGAGACUGUACUGUAUCUCCCCCAGCAGAGUCUGUUCGGACACACACACACACACACACACACACACACACACACACACACAGGGCAACAGCAGCUUAUUCUAUGUUUCAUCUUCCUUGUGUGAAUCUACUGUGUGUCUCUCCUGGAAACUUAACUCUGUCCUCAUCCUCUGGGAAUUGGAAGGUGUUUUGUUACUUUUAGCUCCAGGGCCCUACAAGACCUCCCCCUCCAAGCCAUGAAAAGAUGGGUUAGCUCCCAAGAACCCCCAGCUCUCCUCUUCAUCUUGGGAUUUUCUACCAUCUGUAUUAAUUUAAGAUAAUGUUAGGUGCUAUGGCAAAGCCCCAAAAUGUCAGUAGCUCAACACACUCCAAAUUUAUGGUCUUGUUGCAUCAUAUCUUGUCCUGAGGUAGGAAUGACAUAUUCUGUUUAGUCAUUCAGAAAUCCUGGCUGGCAGACUGUAUUAGCUCCAGCAAGCAGCUCCAAAAGUCUCUCUGGGAAGCAACAUAUAGCAGCAUACAAGCAUAUAAGGGAAUAGAGAUAGAAAUGUCCUUUUGACACAGUUCUAGCAGAGAAUGGAUCCCUAAAGCUAUAAGGUAUGCAUGGUGCACAGUGAAUUCACUUAUUUCCUAUGUAUUUAAAUAGCUCUGUGUGUGCAAUAUUUGUGAGAAACUGAGGAAGGUGUCACUCCAACCAUUCUAUAGUGCUGCUUCAUUUUCUCUGAGAAAAGUCAUUCAGGAAUGGCAGGUUGGGUUUCGAAGGACCAGAUGAGAACACCUGACCUCAUCUACUGACCAUCAUGUGAUCCCAUAUAGAUGCAAGGGUUUGGGGGAAAUGUGUCAGUUGUUUUGACAACUGUUUUCCAGCUUCAUCUCUCUGCAAUGGAAGAGGGCACAACUUUUGAAAGAACUAACAGUCUCUGUGUAGCAAAACUGGGUGUGUUAGGAAAAUGUUUAUUGACUCAUGCUAUGAUUGGCUUAAUUGCUGCUGAUUAAAAGACCCUUCUGUCCUUUUCUCUCAGAAAGUAGGAAAUAAGUAUAUGUGGCAGAGUGGAACAAACCUCUGGACUGCUCCUAAGAGCAGUGAAAAACAGACAAUGUGAAAGCCCAGAGAAGAGUUAUGUUUAUGCCGUCUAUGACUUUGUGUGUUACUUUAGUUAAGUGCUUUAGCAUCUCUGUAAAAUGAACAGUGUAUUAAUCUGACUUUUCAAUGGUAACAAAUUGGAACGAUUUAAGAAACAACUAGGCUCAUGGUUUCAGACUUUCCAAUUCAGAUACUCCAUUGCUUCUGGACCACAGUGAGGCAGACCAACAUAGCUAGGUACAUAGAGAGAGGGAGCUCAGUGUGGGAACUUCUGUGCAUACAUGCUCAUCAUCAUUGCUGUGGCCUAAGAUGUUCUGGCUGGAGAGGAAAAGAGGAGAAAAUGAAUAAGCUGGCAGCUGAAGACCAAGCUGUAGAGGGGCCUUAAGAGAUGAAUGGCACUAACAGUGUUGAUUGGAGGGUUUGACCUGGAAAGUACCAUGUACUUGAGAUUCAUAAAAGUGAACUUGGCCACACCCAUGAAACUGUAAUGAGAUAAAGGACAUGAGCUCACUCCUAUUUGAUGCUCCUAUUCUUUUGCUAGUGCCUGGCCCUUGAGAGCUACACUGGCCUUGAGAAUCAAGUAUGGCCAGUCUGUAUGUUCGCUACUGGAGUUGGAUGAGCAAGUGAGGAUGCUCUAAGGCCUUUUCCCUCCCAACAGAGAAUUCAUUCCUGGACUGGGAUGAUAUACUACAUCCUAAGAGACAUAGGUCUUUGCAGGAGAACUCUGACAGCAGAGUUGUCAGAGCUAUCUGACAGCAGGUGGGGUCUUGGAUGUCUGCCAGUAACAGGGCACUAGAUUUAUGCCACAGUGGUCAGGGUGGCAACCAGGUUGGGAUUUUUGUUUGUCUUUACUGUGGGGGGCAGUAGUUUUCACUGCCAUUCUGAAAGUGCAAGCAGCUGGGCUCCCUGCAGGAAAGACAGUGCAGUACUGUCUCGCUCUUGAUAUUUCCAUUGCUCAGUGAACUUUACCAGCUUCUACACAGGCCAAGAAGUGGCAUCUCUCAGACCAAGCCCUGAUUUCUCUCCAGCUCCCUCUUGAGGAUGAAAGGGGGUCAGAUGAAGUCAGCAAGCCUAUGCCCUUCCCCUAUCCUUGUGCCCUCUUCAGGAAGUCCUUGGAAGAGCUGCUUAUUUGUAGGUAUCCAGUAUCCCACUCAGAGUCUGGAGAAGUGAGACAUAUGACUUCUAAUCUGCAAGUGCACCUAACAGUUUUGAUUCAAAGGAAAGAACCACUCUCAGUGGGUGAGGUUGAGACCUUUAGAAUGUUUUCAUUGUUGGUACUAACCUUCUGCAAGACUCCCUGGCUUGAUGUCAACUCUGGGUCCCCAGGGAGACAGCAGGCUCAGGGAUAUCUCAGAGCCCCCAACAGCAAGAGACUACAGCAUGUUCUGAGUCGGCCUCCCUAGAUCCUUUCCAAUGCACAGAUCUAAGUCAGAGAAGCCCAUUGUUCUUGGUUAACAGGCAGACAUGUUUAUAGUACUUCUCAGUCAGGAUACUGGUAGAGCAGAUGGCACAGUCAAGCAGAGUCAGUGAGGGGCAUUGGCACAGGAUAUAUAUGGAGAUGAAGGCAGGGUUAGGCCAGCCAGCAGAGGAAGGUUGCAAGUCCCCAGGACUGGCAGCAACAGUAGCUGUUAGUGUCUAUAUGAUGCAGAAAGGGUGAGGGCAAUGAGAUUGGUAGAAGUCAGAGCAGCUGGGAACAAUGUUCUAAGAUCAAUUCUGUGGUCUCAAAGUCUCAAUAGAGGGACUUAGUUGGCUUUUCAUGACCCAAAAAGGACCUGAUUUCUUUCUUGCAUGUUUCUGACUUGUCCUCUUAUUAGCCAAACCCUUUUAAAAGCCAAAGACAAGGGCAUAGAGAGAAACUGUCUAGAGAGGCAAGCCCUAGGGCUUAGAGUACAGUGAAGAAGGGCAAAGAAAGGACCCAGGGGACUGAAAGUGUCACCUCAGCCUUGGUGUAGUGCAUCUUAGCCUUUUCAGAUCAACAACUUCAAGAGUUACAUACACAGUUGAUCCUAAAAGGUCUUCAAAUGCCCAUAUUUGUGAAGUGAGCUAUUUCAACAUUGCCAGGAAGGAGUAACAGGGCAGCUUGCUUAAAGUAUUGCCACAUUGCCCAUUUUCAGCCAGGAAAGAAAACAUUUUCUCUACUCACCUGUGCCCAGCAUGACCAUAUAUGCAUUUGCACUAAAAGUUUAUUUUAAAACUCAUUUGUUUCAUGUCUCAUUUGUCAAGAGACAUUUUAGUAUACAUGCUUAAAAUAACCAUGGAUUGGAUUAGCAAAGCAGAGAAGAGCAGAGAAGGCUGUGUCCCUUCCUCACUGUAUGAGCCAAUCUGGCUACUCUUGUGAAUGCUGAUCCACUGUCAUGAACAUUUUCCAUUGAAAGUUGGGGGAGACAGAAUAUCUUCUAGACACUUCUAAUGGAGGAAGGGCACCAAGGAAUGCAGCCCAGCCUCAAAAAAGAAUAUAGUUUACAAUAGAAAGACUCCCAUGUUGGCAAGAGGUUCCUUUCUUGGGAUCUGAUUGUGGUGAGUGGACCUCUAACUAGCCUCAGGGCUCCAGUAAUGGGGAGAAGCACUACAAGCCCUGCCGGUGUGUCUGGAUGCAGAGAACUAGAUGCUCCCAAUAUUUCAAUUAAUGGGAAUAAGACAGCUAAGGCCAUGGGUGUGACUGCGGUGUUCUGUGUUACAGAGGUAGUUUCUUCUGGGAGCCAUCCAGGGGGAAUAGCCUUGGGUGUUGCCAUGGCAACCAUAAAACCAUGACCAAAUGGGGCUGUGACUGAAGUGAAAACACUCACUCAGCCUUAACCUGUGCCCUGAGUAGAUGACAAAGCUGGCACAGUGGUAUCAGGGUGGUGCCAGAGAAUCAAAAUGCUGCCGAAUCCCCAGUACAACAGCAAGGCCAGGAACUCUGGGCCCAGGAGGACUUGUAAUCCAUAAUUGUAAAUAAUCUGCUCUUCCCUCAAGCUCUGAUGUGACAUUAAGUACCUCAUUUCUGGAAGGAGGAAAUAAGCCUGGUAAAAGAUGUCAGAAGAGGGAGGGACUCACUGAGCAUCCUGAGGGAGAAAAAAAAAAUGAAAGGACUUUGUGAAAGGACUAUAAGAGGCUCACAGCUGGCAAGAGACAUCUGCAUCUUCCUGAAUAGUGGCAAAGUCUUGUCUUAUCGGUGACAGGAGACUCUCUCCCUCCCAGCCAACCACUGGGAUUCUGUCCAGACCAGCCUCAUGAUUCCCAUGAGUGGGGACCAGAAAUGGCAGCUAUGGACUAUUGAUGCAAUCAGGAGAGGCUUCCUGCAGGCAGACUAUCUCCAGGCUUGAAGAAUCAGUUAGGGGUGAUGUUCUCUUAGCUUAGGUGAGGCCCAGAGAAGUUCUAGAUUCUACUAUAGCUCCCCGCCCAGCUCCCUAUGAUGGACUAUGUAAUGGAAUGGCUUUGUUUACAUGCACUCAUGAGUGGCUGGUCAGCUCACAGCCUAGUCUUUUCUCUUGUAUUAGAGAUCCCCAAUAAAUACCAGCUGUUCCCGCAGUGUAAUGAUUAUUCAUAGUUAUACUUGCCUUUUACUGAGCACGUAUGCCUGCUGAUGCCACCUCUACUAUCCACAGCAGUUCUCCCUAACUCCUUUCAUCUCCAAGAACUCAGCCCCUUCUCCAGUUUGUUGCUGGAGCCUAGACUCUUUCAUCCUCAGGAAUGGCAGCCCCCAAGAGAAAAGCUAAGCACUAGAGUUUCUAAAUGUCACCAGGAGCCAAACCACUAAGGAGCUACUCAUUAAAUUCACCAGGAGCACAUUUUUAAAGUUCUGAAUGUUAAGGAUUCCCCAAGCAUCCACAGGGAUAAACGGGGUCAAGUGCUUCUGUAAUAUGAUAUUGAUUAGUCCUGCUCCAUGUGGACAGUGGUGAGGGCUUGCCUGUGGUCUAAACUUGGACUUUAUGGGGAUGCUAGCAAGGGUUUAAGAUAUUUUUGUAGCACAUGGGGAAAACAUAAUAUCUGUUUUAUUCCCCUGUGCUUUGAUGAUGCUUCCCGGGUAUCUUUCACAAACUCAUCUAGAGAAGUGAGAAGUCUGCAGGGAAGCUGAGAGUGAGUCAGUCCUGUACUUCCUCCCCGUUCCUACCUAUUCCUUAGGGAAGACAUUCUUCAGAGUAGUGCUUCCUGGGAAAUUAGUCUGGUGGCUUUGGUAGUUUAAAGGAAGAGGCUCUUGUAAAUACCAAAGAGUAUCAGGGCACCUCCAAGGUUAGGGUUUGACUCAUAUGGAGCACUGAGUGAUUGAUGGAGCAGACUGAGGAAAGCACUUGUCAAUGGGAAGCCCUCAGUAACUUGUUGAAGUAUAAGGCUGCAGCCUGCCUAUGUCCUUCCUGCAAUAGCCCUUGAGACACAGGCCUGCCCCUAAAACAUGCUCAGAUGGAGCAUGUCUUUGAAACAGUUGGAUUUCCUGUUCUGUCAUUAUCACCAUCUAGGAUAAAACAUCAGAGUUACUUUAGACUGGCUAAAAUGGACUGCUGUUACUGUCCUGUCAGUAGACUUUCUUUGGUGCCAGAUGUCUGUUCAAAAUAAGAAGGAAGCUGUGUUGGUGACUUUUCUCAGCACUGUGACAAGAUGCCUGAUAGAAGCGUCAUUUGUUUCCAGGGUUUCAGAGGGUUCAGUCAAUCAUGGCAGGAAAAACGUGGCAGCUCGAUGCUCUGUUUGUGGUCUAGUGGCUUCACAUACAGGAAGGAGAGAGCUCAGGUUGGAAGAAGAGCUGGGCUAUAAGCCUCCAAGGCUUGUUUCCAUUGACCCACCUCCUCCAGCCAUGCCUUCCAUCCCAAAGGUUCCAUUCCUCAACCUUAGGACAGUGUCACCAGCUAACAACCAAGUUGAGAACAUUUCACAUCAAACCAUAAUAGAAGCUCUUUCUCACUCCAAGUUCAAGGGUCCUUCUCCAUCUUUCUCAGAAGUGGCCAUCCUGUCAGAGGACUGCCACAAUGUUCUGACCACUCAGGAGUCUUUGAAGGCUGAUUGUCAACAAGACAUGUCUUACCAGAAACAAAUUGUCCACCCCGUGCUGUUAGUGAGUAAGGGAAGGGGGAAGGAUCUGUGUCAGUCAGUUCUCUGUCAUGCCACCCAUCCUUGUAGACUCAAACCACAAACCCAAUAAGUACUAGGAUAGCUUGGGAGGGAGAGUAGCCACCAUCAGUAACCGCUUCAUUGGUUCCCCUGACACUUUAACGAUUCCUGCUAUUCAGCUAGCUCAUCUGCAGGCAAAACCAGAUUUGCUUGCCAACAAAUUAUAUUUCUGGGCCUUGGAGCUCCAACCACCCAGAGUCACAGUAUUCAAUUUCCUUUCAUAAACACCACAUUUCCUCCUGACAUGUCCACCCGUGUGAGUUGGAAUCUUGGCUUCAUCACUGUCAUGAGUGAGUACUCUCCUCUGUGGGGAACCAGGUCCCAGGCUGCCUGUGUCAGAGGAGGUUAUCUGUUAAUUUUCACAGUUAAAUGAAUGAACCACUUGACAAAACAAGGAAGGAUUUAUUUUUUGCUUAAUUUAAGAGGCAUUGGUUCAUGUUGU